GCGCGGGCAGGCGGGCGGGUAAACACGCAUCAGCUGGCCCAAGGUAAACAAUUCAUGUUGCGUGUCGCGUUUCGUGGAUUGACUUUUGUUUCGAUGCAUUCGAGGUGUUCGUCUUCUCUGCUGCUUCAAGUUUACCUCCUUCACCUACCCGAGGGAGUGAGGCGUGUGUCGUCAAGUUCUACUCGCUGAUUCGGAAGUUGUGCAGUGAUCUUUCAUUCCAUAACUGCCUGAUCAGUGACUUGGUGGUGGUAAAGAGGUGCACUUGUCGGCACCAUGGCUGUGUCUCCGGCCGGGGAUGAGGCUUACACCCGAGUUCAGCUGUUCCCACUGCACAAUGCUGUGGCAUCCAAGAACUUCAAACACGUGCGAGAUCUUGUUGAUGACGGACACGACAUCAACGAACAGCACUAUGACCGUGUGACGCCGCUGCACAUGGCCUGUCUAACCGGGGACCAGCACAUCACCCGCUUCCUGCUGGAGCAUGGUGCCUGGGUCAACGCCCAAAGCAUAGACAACAGUACACCGCUGUGUGAUGCAUGUGCAGGAGGUAGCGUGGACUGUGUGAAGCUACUACUGACCAGUGGGGCACUGGUUAACCCUCCCCUGCUGCCUGCCACACCACUUCAUGAGGCAGCACUCAGAGGUUACACAGACAUUGUGGCACUCCUUGUGACGGCAGGGGCUGACCUCAACGUCAAUGAUCUCCACUAUGGCACACCACUCCAUGCUGCGUGCUCCAUGCAGGCACCCUCAGCAGAUUGUAUAAAGUUUCUACUAAGAGCAGGUGCCAGUGUGAAUGCCAUAAAGAACCACAAGACUCCACUUCACUAUAUUGCAAUGUACAGCAAGAGUGUGGAGGCGACACAGCUUCUCCUGGCUUACGGCGCUAAUGCCUACAUGCAAGACAGCCAUGGGUGCACUGCCCGACAUCUGGCCGGUCCAUCCUCUGCCAUGGCCAAGGUGCUAGCAGCCCAUGAGAAGUGUCCGCCGUCCCUCACCCAAUGCUGCCGGCUGGCCAUCAGGUCACAGCUGGGGCCUGCCAGACUGCAGCACAUCACCCAGCUGGAGGCACCCUCAGUCCUGAUUGGCUUCCUACAGUAGUACAUAAAGCCCUUCUAUUUUUUCCUAGUCUAUCAAAUUUAUAUCAAAAUUUAUAGAUUUAUUAAUUGGUAAAGCCUUUGUAUUAAUCAUACUGUAUAUGAGUUCUAUUAUUUUUGUGUUGAUUAUAAUAUA
Messenger RNA from Portunus trituberculatus (swimming crab), 1233 nucleotides. RefSeq names its product ankyrin repeat and SOCS box protein 13-like. Gene Ontology annotation, biological process: intracellular signal transduction. Bases 274 to 1101 code for a protein of 275 amino acids. Gene Ontology annotation, molecular function: protein binding. The record is from RefSeq and is a predicted model, not a curated record. The transcript is spliced from 7 exons. NCBI's taxonomy places the organism in Eukaryota, Metazoa, Arthropoda, Malacostraca, Decapoda, Portunidae.